AGAAAGUGUGGAAAGAGAUGAGUGACGGACCGGCUUUCGAGAUCCCCCAUGUCCUCCGAUUGUGCUACGAUUGUUGACGUGUCUGGUGGCGACAAGAUGAGGCGGUUUCUUUCACGCCGUCCGAGUCUUCGCCUGUUGGCCGCUCCUAUACUUUUGCUAGCCGCUUUCACCGUGGUCGGCCUGAUGACCGAUUGGAUCGACUGGAACACGAGUAAGAAUUGCGGCGUCGACAAAUCGUCGCUUUCAUCUGCCAAAUUCAAUAGCCAAAGAGGCAGCGUUCGUCAGCGCGAUGAGGCCGCAUCGAGUGGCGCAAUGGCGCACUGGCGGCAAGAUUCCGAUCAAGCUUACGCAAGGUCCAUGAACGAGUCGUCGUUUUCAUCGUCUCGGCCCGAUGUCUGCCGAAGCGUGACUGCCUCUCGCGCCGAUAUCGACACUAUGGAUGUCUACCCUACACUCAAUUUCCAGCCGGAAUACAUGCGCAGGAGGGAUUUUUGGGACUCGUCGCUAGAAAAACGCUACAACGAAUACAAGAAGGAUAAGACUCGCCCUGCUCUCAAGGUUGUAGUGUUGCCUCAUUCGCACGUCGACCCCGGCUGGUUGAAAACAUUUGAAAACUAUUACGCCCAGACGACGCAUUCGAUUCUGGAUAAUUUGGUGGCCAAGUUAACUCAGCACAAGAACAUGACAUUCAUCUGGACGGAAAUAGCGUACUUUGCCCUUUGGUGGGAAAGCGCGUUGCCAGCGAAAAAACGUCAGAUUCAAAAGCUGGUGGAGGAAGGGCGACUUGAAUUCACAUCAGGCACUUGGGUCAUGGUGGACGAAGCCACUCCUCACCUUUACAGUAUGCUCGAUCAAAUGAUUGAAGGCCAUCAGUGGCUCAAAUCCCGUCUGGGCGUGUCUCCCAAGUCGGCCUGGACAGUCGAUCCUUUCGGUCACGGCCCGGUGGCACCUUACCUCCUGCACGCAGCGGGACUACAAAACACGGUCGUGCAACGUAUCCACUACGGAUGGAAGCGCUGGAUGGCUGACCGACAAGUGAGCGAUUUCUAUUGGAAACUGCCGUGGGAGAGUGCAGGUCAAGAUUCGAUAUUGUGUCACAACUUCCCGUACGACAUCUACACGACAAAACAUUCGUGCGGACCCAACCCAAAAACGUGCUUGGGAUACGAUUUCCGCAACGUCCGCGGUGAAUACAACGAAUUUACAAUGAACUCGGCGCCCAUCACGCGAACAAACAUUCAAACUAAAGCGGAGGUGCUGCUGGAGCAGUACGCCAAAACGGGCUCGCUGACGCGUCACAAUAUCGUGCUGGCUCUUGUGGGAGACGACUUUCGUUACGAUCACGAUAUCGAAUGGGACCAGCAGUACACCAAUUAUCAGAACCUCUUUAACUACAUCAACGCCAGGAAGGACGUCUACCAGACAGAGAUUGGAUUCGGGACACUCACCGAUUACUUUGAAGCGGUGCGAGGUCGAGUGGACAAUUUCCCAACUGUCAAAGGUGAUUUCUUUCCAUACGCCGACAUUUUCAGUGAAGGACGGCCCGCGUACUGGACCGGUUAUUUCACAUCGCGACCUUACUACAAAAUGUUGGCUCGUGAACUGGAAGAUCGACUCAGAGGAGCGGAGAUUCUCUACACUGUGGCCCUCAACCGAGCGAGACAGAACGCGUUACGAUUUCCAACGGCCAGACGUGUAAUGGAUCACAAGUAUGGCGCGUUGGUUCAAGCAAGAAGAUGGCUGGCCCUUUUCCAACAUCACGAUGCCAUCACCGGCACGAGUAAAACGGCUGUCAUGCAGGAUUACGGCCAGAAACUGUUCCAGGCGUUGAAGGACGCGGCCAAUAUCGCAUCGAGCAGUGCGUCCAUCCUCAUGUCGGCCGACGAUGACGAGUGGAAGCGUUUCCGUCUUUUGCCUUCUCUUCGGCGGCCUACUUAUGACAAGCUGGCCCAAAAGACGACACUCGAUUUGGCGGGAACGGACCAGAUGGAAAAGACGGUCGUCUUGUACAACUCGGAGGCUCACCAUCGCGACGAAAUGGUACGGCUCAAGACGAGCUGGCCUUAUGUCCGGGUACUGGAUCCUGAAGGGCAUAAAGUCCGGCACCAACUGAACCCCGUGUGGACUCUUCAACAUCACCAACGACUUGAACACGCUCCAGAAACUUUCCAACUGGUUUUCAUAGCUUCUUUGGCGCCGCUAUCUCUGACGGCCUUCCGCAUCCAAAGGAUGCACACGCCGACCGACUCCAACAACAUCAAGACGCUCGUCUACAGCACGUUUGAUAACACGACAUUGAACGGGCCAUUCAAAUCACAGCGGCUGGAACAAUUGGUCGACAUCCAAGUUGAAAAUCGCAAGAUCAAAUUGCUUUUCGACGGUCAAUCAGGUUUCCUGAAAUCCAUCCGAUCAAAGGUCACCGAUCGUGUGACUCCAUGCGCCAUGCAAUUCGCUGCAUAUCCUUCGAGCAUGUUCCAUAGCGGGGCUUACCUUUUCAUGCCCGAUGCGAAUGCAAUCGAUCCGCAAAUUGAUGUCUUGAAAGGGUUCAACGGCAAGCCUCAGAUUUUCAUCAUUAGUGGACCUGUCAUGUCGGAAGUGUCCGUUGUUUACAGCCAGCUUCUUGUCCACUCGACCAUCAUUUUCCACAAAAAGUUGGAAGAUCUCAUCUGGAUGGAAACGACAUUGGAUAUGGGACCAGCACCCAAUUUUAGAGAGCACGAAUUCUUCAUCCGGUUCAAAACAGGACUGCAAAAUGUUGACCCCGUUAACGGCACGGCGGAAUUCUUUACUGAUCAGAACGGAUUUGCCUUCGCCCGGCGAGUUCGUCACAGUGCACUGGGCGUGGAGGCCAAUUACUAUCCGAUCACUAGCGCCGCAUUCAUUCAGGACGAAACGCAGCGGCUGAACGUGUUGGUCAACAGCGCUAAAGGCUUUACUUCUCUCGAAAAAGGGUGGAUGGAAUUCAUGUUGGACCGUCGAACCAUCCACGAUGAUGGCAGAGGAAUGGGAGAAGGAAUGACGGAUAACCUUCCAAUAAUAACACCCUUUGUCUUAAUGCUGGAGGAUAGAAAAGGCACUGGCGACGAGGUGAAGAAAUUAAGUCUUCCGGCUACAUUCGCCUCGUCAAGAUUGAUGUAUCCAGCUGCAGCCUUCAUUGUUGAUGCCGAUGAAGCGGAACAGGCCGAUUUUAUCGCGAGGACACGGGUAUUAUUCCUAAAUCAGCCCUUGCCUUGCAAUAUCCAUAUGGUCGGUCUACGAACGCUUUCUGAACCCGGAUUGGCGGAAGCCGAACUACCAUCAAACUCGGCGUUACUAACUCUUCACAAUCGGGCCAUCGAUUGUUCCAUAACAAACGAUUUAGCUUUGUGCGGUGCGGUUGAUCCAGAGGAUCGGGUCUUCUAUCCGGGGACAUCUUUCAUCGGACUGGAACUCGACAAGGUGGAGCGCACUUCCCUUACUGGGCUCCAAACGACAGGCCCGGUUGAUUUCGAUUCUGCCCGCCUUCCUCUGAUGGAACUGGGCUCUUUUAACCUCACUUUUGUUUGAGGCGAAAAUGUUUUCUUAGUCAAACGAUCUGCAAUAUUCACCCAAUGAACGAUAAUAAUAAAUACAUUUGAAGUAUACGAUCACAA
This is a messenger RNA of Daphnia carinata, 3632 nucleotides long. RefSeq names its product alpha-mannosidase 2-like (gene alpha-Man-IIb). The coding region runs from base 49 to 3546 and encodes 1165 amino acids. Gene Ontology annotation, biological process: mannose metabolic process; N-glycan processing; protein deglycosylation. Lineage: Eukaryota; Metazoa; Arthropoda; Branchiopoda; Diplostraca; Daphniidae. The transcript has 8 exons. The record is from RefSeq and is a predicted model, not a curated record. Gene Ontology annotation, molecular function: carbohydrate binding; alpha-mannosidase activity. Gene Ontology annotation, cellular component: Golgi membrane.